This is a messenger RNA of Thunnus maccoyii (southern bluefin tuna), 559 nucleotides long. RefSeq names its product cytochrome c oxidase assembly factor 5. Gene Ontology annotation, cellular component: mitochondrion. Gene Ontology annotation, biological process: mitochondrial respiratory chain complex IV assembly. NCBI's taxonomy places the organism in Eukaryota, Metazoa, Chordata, Actinopteri, Scombriformes, Scombridae. The transcript has 3 exons. Bases 149 to 376 code for a protein of 75 amino acids. The record is from RefSeq and is a predicted model, not a curated record.
GUUCUUCCGUUUUCCCGUCAUGCCGUGGUUCUGAAACAUGGCCGACAGGUUUGAUAACAACAUUGAAGUCACCGCUGUUAACUAGCCGGUUUCUGCACCUGUAGGUUCAUAAAUAAAUAAUUGUAGGCGUUGAAGAGGAUUCUUCACAAUGCCGAAAUAUUACGAAGAUAAAGAGGAAGACCACAGAGCCUGCGCCGGCCUGAGAGAAGACUUCAAGGCAUGUCUCCUUCAGCACGACUGCGUAGUAAAGGAGGGAAAACUGCCCAGUCAGUGUUUGAAGGAAGGCCACUGCAAAGCCCUGCAGACAUCGUUCUUUGAGUGCAAGAGGUCAAUGCUGGACACAAGGUCAAGAUUCAGAGGAAGGAAAGGAUUUUGAGGAAUCAACAUGGCUGCCAUAUCUUGGAUGAGAAACUGUAUAUACUACUUAUGAUUUCAAAGAACAACGCUCACAGGUGUCUGUGCAGUUUCACAUUCUCCUGUGAAGGACACGUGUCAAGAAAUUAGGUAGUAAAGGACUACCAGAUAUUAAAGAACAAUGCACGGUGACGCACAAAAAAAA